Knipowitschia caucasica is the source of this 342-nucleotide messenger RNA. NCBI's taxonomy places the organism in Eukaryota, Metazoa, Chordata, Actinopteri, Gobiiformes, Gobiidae. The record is from the annotation of a GenBank genome assembly.
AUGUCGGAGUACGCCACGGUCCAGAAGGGAGCUUUAAAACUGAAAGGUGUGGGCAGCGUUUCAUCUGGGAAGAAGAAGAAAAGGAAGGACAAAGAAAGCAAGCAGCGUAUGGAACAAGUGUUGACCAAUCAAAAUGAUGAAGACGAGAACACUAAGAAAACAUUCAUGGACAACAGGACACCAGCUCAAAUCGCUUUUGACAAGAUGCAAGAGAAGAGACAAAUGGAGAGGAUUCUGAACAAAGCAUCAAAAACACACAAACACAGAGUUGAGGAUUUUAAUCGAAACCUUGAUGCACUUACUGAACAUUAUGACAUUCCCAAAGUCAGCUGGACAAAGUAA